AUGAUACCUCUUGUUGCUUGUUUAACCCUCUUCAUUGGUCAUCAUCGUGAACUUGUUCCUACGAACAAUGGACUUACCAUAGGGGCAACGACUUUCUUCGGACUCGUUGCGUCUUUGCCUUUUGGUCUAGCUGCUGGGCCUAGAUACGUUCCAAAAUGGAAGAAACAAGCUUGCGAGAUCCCAGCGUCGCAGCAUCCAAAUUCUCAUUACGUUUGUGACGAAGCCGGUGAAGUGAAAUGUUUGUUAGGUUGGACCGGUGAUCUGUGCGACGUACCAAUUUGUCGAAAAGGUUGCGAUCCCCUUCAAGGUUUCUGUCGACGUCCGGGGGAAUGCAGGUGCAAGAUCGGCUUCUACGGCGAGCUCUGCGAUAAAUGCGUGGCUCUACCUGGUUGCCAACAUGGAAGGUGUAACGUCAGUUUCGAGUGUGCCUGCGAUCCUGGAUGGAAAGGAUUGUUCUGUUCGGAACCGAUUUGUGCACACGAUUGCCUACCGAGUCAAGGAUAUUGCAAUAAGCCAGGAGAGUGCAGGUGCCGGUUAGGGUGGCAAGGACCAAGAUGCAAACAGUGCGCCGUUUUACCAGGAUGCGUUCAUGGAACUUGCCAAGGACCAUUGGAAUGUCGAUGCGAACCUGGCUGGACUGGGCUAUUGUGUCAAACUCCUAUUUGCGCAACGGGAUGUAGCAAGGAACACGGUGGAUGUCGUCGACCCGAUACAUGUAGGUGUCGGGUUGGUUGGACUGGUCAAAAUUGUACCGAAUGCGUCCCGUAUCCAGGAUGCCUCCACGGAUCCUGUAAAAGGCCCUGGGAAUGUAGAUGCGAUUCUGCUUGGGCUGGCGAUCUUUGCAAUGAGAAAUUAACUUAUUGCGACGAUAAUUCCAAUGUCUGUCGAAAUAACGGGACUUGUGUCAGCAUGACACCGGAAGACGGCGAUUAUAGAUGCAUUUGUCCAAUCGGUUAUAUGGGUCGUCAAUGUCAAAUUAAAACGACGAUGCCAUCGACCGAGUUGACACCUCCCAUGCCAGAUCCAGGAUCGAUCAAUUCGCAAAGCGUAUCGAUUAAACCUCAAGUCGUCGGCAGCGAAGAAACGCAAACUGCGGAACCAUUAGGUCCCAUAGUAAUAACGGAUCCACCUUCGACCAUCGAUCCUUCGGCGACAGCUGGGAAAUGGCCAACCGAGCCGCCAACCGAGCCGCCAACCGAGCCGCCAACCGAGCCGCCAACCGAGCCGCCAACCGAGCCGCCAACCGAAGAUGACGAACAAAACGAGACUUGA
Messenger RNA from Polistes canadensis, 1272 nucleotides. Its product is annotated as delta-like protein 1. Gene Ontology annotation, biological process: cell communication; motor neuron axon guidance. Gene Ontology annotation, cellular component: membrane. NCBI's taxonomy places the organism in Eukaryota, Metazoa, Arthropoda, Insecta, Hymenoptera, Vespidae. The coding region runs from base 1 to 1272 and encodes 423 amino acids. The record is from RefSeq and is a predicted model, not a curated record. The transcript has 7 exons.